AUGUCCUCGCUUCAGUAGGGAGACACAGCGCUGUUCAAAUGCUUCAGAAAUACCCAGACUAGAAGGCAAAUAAGUAGCUCUUUGACACACCGUAUUGGACAUAAAUGGAUGGACAGAGAAACAUUGCAUUCAGAAUUCACUUGUCAACCGGUGAGACACAUCAGUGGAUAUAAUGGGCAACACAACACAUAAACCUUUAGUAGAUGUGACUCUGCAGCCCCGCCCUGUGGUGAGCAGGCAGUACUACACACCGCAGGGUGGCAACGGUGGGGGUGGCGAGGGUCCGGGGGUAAAGAGGCGGACGUCGGCCCCCCCAGUGAGCCUCGGUCUGGAGUCGCCCAGGUUCCACCCUCAGGCUAAGGGAAAGAACAUCAGGCUGGACGGUCAGCUGAGAAGAGCUACCAGGAAGAACAGCUUCUGCAAUGGCAUCACCUUCAGCCAACGUCCUAUUAGACUCUAUGAGAAGGUGUGUCUGCGUCUGUCCGGUGUUCACAACGGCUGGAGCGGCGCUCUGCGGUUCGGUUUCACUAGUCUGGACCCUAGCGAGCUCAACUGCUCCAACAUCCCAAAGUAUGCCUGUCCGGACCUGGUGACGCGGUCGGGUUACUGGGCCAAAGCCCUGCCGGAACGCCUGGCCGUUCGCGACAACAUCCUGUCCUUCUGGGCCGACAGACACGGCCGUGUGUUCUACAGCAUCAACGAGGGGGAACCCAUCCUCUUCCACUGUGGUCUGAGUGCAGGAUGUCCGCUCUGGGCCAUCAUAGACAUCUAUGGUCUCACCCAGGAGGUCACACUGCUAGAGAGCAAGUUUGCAGAGAGUGUUGGGUCCAGUUGUCUGUCUGCGGCCCAUCUCAGUGCCUACCUCCCUCAGAGCAGCCACGACUCCGCAAACUACAGCAACAACCAGCUAGAGAACAACCAGGCCGCCGCUAAGAUGGCUACGUUACAACUCAACAGCCAGGCCACCGCUAAUAUGGCUACGUUACAACUCAACAGCCAGGCCACCGCUAAUAUGGCUACGUUACAACUCAACAGCCAGGCCACCGCUAAUAUGGCUACGUUACAACUCAACAGCCAGGCCACCGCUAAUAUGGCUACGUUACAACUCAACAACCAGGCCACUGCUAUGAUGGCUACGUUACAACUCAACAACCAGGCCACCACUAAGAUAUCUACGUUACAACUCAACAACCAGGCCACUGCUAUGAUGGCUACGUUACAGCUCAACAACUACAGCUCAAAUACUCUCAACAACUACAGCCAGCUGAUCCCCUGCUGUACAACAUAUUCCUCCUCCACAACAUCAUCAUCAUCCGUCCCAUUCUCCGCCCCCCGGUUAGUCCGAGCCGGGCUCCCCUCACCGCUCGACACCGACCUCCACUUCCAUCCAGUCCGCGGCCCCGACGUCAUCCUGUCAGCUGACCGCACGGCAGUGUGUACCCACUUCCUUGAGUCUUCAAGGACGCUGGUGUUCUCAGAUCGCCCCCUAAGGGUCAGGGAGACGCUCUACGUCGAGGUCGGUCAUCUCGGCCUGCCCUACUUCGGGGCGCUCCUCUUCGGACUGACCUCCUGCGACCCAGGGUCCCUCCACGCUGGGGAACUUCCUGCCAACCCGGAGGUGCUGCUGGACAGGAAGGAGUACUGGGUGGUGUACCGCGGCUUUCCCAUGCCGUGCUCCGGGGACGUGCUGUCCUUCAGCCUGACACCCAGCGGUGAGGUGCAUCAUGGGGUCAAUGGGGCGGCCAGAGGGAGGCUGCUGUGUGUCGAUUCAUCACAAACACUCUGGGCCUUCUUUACCCUGCAUGGAGCGGUCAACAGACUCAGGAUACUGGGUACGCUCCAGUCCUCCCCCUCCUCCCCCUCCUCCCCCUCCUCCCAGAGCAGUAGUAGUGGUCCAGAUGACAGUGAUUCUGACCCGGCCUUCAGCGUCAACAGAUCCUCCUCUGAGUCCUCCCUGGUGACGGCCUCCAGCUCCCCUCUCAGCCCCCCUGUCUCCCCCCCCCUGUCUGCCCCGGAGCUGCCUGGUGGUAAAAACGGGGAGUGCACCGUCUGUUUCGACCAGGAAGUGGACACGGUCAUCUACACCUGCGGUCACAUGUGUCUUUGUAACGACUGUGGUCUAAAGCUGAAGAGACAGGUCAAUGCCUGUUGUCCUAUAUGCCGCAGACCCAUUAAAGACGUCAUCAAGACAUAUAGACCAUGAGGGGAAAGAGACUGGGACCUUACUGCAGGCAGGCUAGAGCAGGGGUAUUCAAAUACUGCUGGUUUUCUGUUCUACCUGAUAAUUAAUUGCACACCUGGUGUCCCAGGUCUACAUCAGUCCUUGCUUAGAGGGGAAGAAUUUUUAAAAAGCAGUGGAACUGGCUUUGAGGUCCAGAUUUAAAUUUGAGGGCUAUGGAGACAGACUGAACACUAUUGCAACAGGCCCAUCAAGGUCAUCAUCAAGACCUACCGUCCAUGAGAGGAGAAAAUACUGGGACCGGCAGGCAGGGCGCUGUCUCCACCCCAGACACGUCUCUUACCAAGCUGGACACUCUACACUACAGCAGGUCCAUCAAGGACCUCCCUCAUCAAGACAUAUUGACCCUGAUAGACACACUCCUGCUGUAGACAGAGACACACUGGACACAAUGCAGCAGGCAGGCAGGGCCCUGAAAGAGGAUAGGCAGGCAGGGCCCUGAAAGAGGAUAGGCAGGCAGGGCCCUGAAAGAGGAUAGAUAGGCAGGGCCCUGAAAGAGGAUAGGCAGGCAGGGCCCUGAAAGAGGAUAGGCAGGCAGGGCCCUGAAAGAGGAUAGGCAGGCAGGGCCCUGAAAGAGGAUAGGCAGGCAGGGCCCUGAAAGAGGAUAGGCAGGCAGGGCCCUGAAAGAGGAUAGGCAGACAGGGCCCUGAAAGAGGAUAGGCAGGCAGGGCCCUGAAAGAGGAUAGGCAGACAGGGCCCUGAAAGAGGAUAGACAGGCAGGGCCCUGAAAGAGGAUAGACAGGCAGGGCCCUGAAAGAGGAUAGAUAGGCAGGGCCCUGAAAGAGACAGACCAGACAAUGCUGCAGCCCUGGUGGGUGACAGAUAGACUGGACAUUACAGCAGUAGAGACAGACAGACAGGCUGGACAUUACAGCAGUAGAGAGAGACAGACAGG
Molecule: messenger RNA, 3134 nt
Organism: Coregonus clupeaformis (lake whitefish)
Lineage: Eukaryota; Metazoa; Chordata; Actinopteri; Salmoniformes; Salmonidae
Gene: neurl1b
Product: neuralized E3 ubiquitin protein ligase 1B
Exons: 7
Coding region: 173-2203 (676 amino acids)
Biological process (GO): ubiquitin-dependent endocytosis
Cellular component (GO): early endosome
Molecular function (GO): ubiquitin protein ligase activity
Source: RefSeq, a predicted model, not a curated record